Messenger RNA from Spinacia oleracea (spinach), 824 nucleotides. Its product is annotated as ethylene-responsive transcription factor ERF098-like. NCBI's taxonomy places the organism in Eukaryota, Viridiplantae, Streptophyta, Magnoliopsida, Caryophyllales, Amaranthaceae. Gene Ontology annotation, biological process: ethylene-activated signaling pathway; regulation of DNA-templated transcription. Gene Ontology annotation, molecular function: DNA-binding transcription factor activity; DNA binding. The record is from RefSeq and is a predicted model, not a curated record. The transcript has a single exon. The coding region runs from base 115 to 549 and encodes 144 amino acids.
UCAUUUUAUACAACUUUCUACAACCACACAUAUAUAAGAAAAAACUUAUAUAUAAAAUCAAGCUGAUAUAAAAUCAAGCGACUCGUUCGCCACCUCUAUUAACAGACCCGAAAAAUGGAAGUUAACAACAACAACAACAACAACAAAGGAAACUCGGCGUCUAAGUAUAGGGGAGUCCGGAGGCGACCGUGGGGGAAGUUUGCGGCCGAGAUACGCGAUCCUAAAAGAAACGGGGCUCGUUUGUGGCUCGGAACUUUUGAAACGGCCGAGGAGGCGGCUCGAGCUUACGAUAGGGCGGCGUACGCCUUGAGAGGUCACCUAGCUAUACUCAAUUUCCCUAAUGAGCAACACUAUCAUUCUAAUGAUGGUGGUUUGUCAAUUAAUAGUGGUUUUGGAAAUAGUAGUAGUAGGGGAAGUUCUUCCUCUUCUACAUUAUUGUCUAGGGAACAAGAAGAUCAAAGACAAGUUAUUGAGUUUGAGUAUGUUGAUGAUAAUGUGUUAGAGGAACUUCUUGAUCCACAACAUGAUCAAGGGAUAUACAAGUUUUAAUUAAUUAGGUAGUUAAAACUAAUAAUUAAUAUCCUUAAUUAGUAUGUUUUUUUAAUAUAUCCUUAAUUCAAUAAACUCUACAUCAAGUUUAUGAUGUACGUACGUACGUACCACUUAAUUAGCAUUUUACAUCUUCUUUUUCUACCUCAUUUUGAGUUUUUGUUUAUAUAAAUUGAUCAACCAAUAACUAUGAAUUAUACGAAUCCUAAUUAAGGUUUAGUAUACAUUUGUAAUCCUCAAGGUUCUUGCUUGUAUGUAAACACGUAUAUUCUAUU